ACACAUUCACAAGGGAAAUGUUUGUUUUUUAACAAUUGAUGAAUUUUUGGAGGAGGGCUGGCCUACUUACAGCAUGUUAGAAGGGUGGUGUACACAAGGCCAGCAGGAUAAUUUCCGUUCCGUCCGUUUGUGUGUUUGCUGAAUGAAGGAAACCAGGAACAAUGUGGGUUUCUCGUGCAAUAUCCUGGUAGUUAAAAUUGGAAGAAUUUUAUUAUACCGAGAUUUUGAUCAGGUGUGUAACAGGACAUUGAUCCAAUACAUUGGUCAUUGAUCCAAAAUGCAAAAAUCAGUGGAAUAACUAUUUUUUAAAUGCACUUUUAUUUUAAAAUUUCUUUAUUUUGAAUUUCCGUCGAUGUGCCGUUUUCCACCAAAUGUGUUAAAUGAAGUAGCUAGAGGCAUCAUGGCGAGCAGUGAGAAAACAGUCUGUGAAGAAAUUUUCUCUCCCAUGGGAAAUAUUUGUGUUGUAAUAUAAUUUCCCGUUGAUCGUGGAUCCUACAUCGUAUCAAAUCAAAGUGAUAGUGUGACAGAAUUUGAGAUAUCGCCAAACAUUAAAUAUGUUACACGAAAUAAUAGCAUGAUCACACUAGUGAUGUACACCCCUCAUGCUUACUGAGUAAGCUAGCUGUAAUUUUCUGAGAUUUUUAUUUCUUAAUUUGACUUCUUUAUGUCCUUAUUAGUCAAAAAAUAUAAUAAACAUGUAUUAUUUGUGGUACAUUGUGUGUUUCUAACUAAAACAGUUAAAGCCAUACAGUAAACCCACUGAAACAGAAUAGUCCUUCCAGAUAUGAAGCGAUAAAGCUCCAUGCACUGCAGACUUCCAUUUCUUUGCCCUUUGACCCAUCACCUUUUCAUUCCCGCUCCUCUCUGAAUCAUCAUGACAGACUGAACUCUUACAAUGCAAAGGUGAGGCCAAAAUGCGAAUGGGCUGAGGCGAGCGAGCUGCGCUGGGGGGUUCUGAGACAGAGAGAUAUGCACGGGUGGCCAGAGCAAAUUUUUCCACCCAGUGCUGGAGUUGGGUUGACAGCCAUCAUGUGGGUAUCAGGGACAACAGACUGAGGGAGGACUGCGUGCAAGUCUGGCCUUUUGCAACAAUCCUCCCCAGUGCUGUGCAAUCACUCAGAGCAUCUACUGGAGUGACAGUUCAGUAAAUUUCCACUGUUUUAGGGCUGAGGCCCCAGCUGUCAGGCUGGAGCAGCAGGGAUGUGCUCGAUGGAGUUGAAAUGACUCUAGGAGAGAGUGGGGAGUUUGGUAUUGCCUUUCAGACAUUCGGAAAGAUGCUGCAGCUUUGUGGCUUAAGGGGAAGAACAGUUCCCUACCUUUGUUUCUUGUUCUGUAUCUGUGUCUUGUUGGUUCAAGAGAUCAAGAGAAUGAUACCCUCUGUGAUGCUGGCAGACAAAAAAAAAAGACUGAAUCUCAGCUGAAGAGAUGUAAUACAUGAUGACUUUAGUCUCAUGUAUGUGAAUCUAUAGACACGACUGAAUAAAUGGCUUCCUAGUUGGUGAUUAUUUAAAUUAUAACAUGUUUGUUAUGAUCAUACCAACGAUGCACAUCUAAUCUUAAGCUUUUUUUUUUUUACUAUUUUUUGCAGGGAGGUUAUAAAAUAUUGAACAAAAAAGGGAAAAAAUACAAAAAAAUAUAUAAAAGUAUGUUAAUAUUGUGAUAAAUAACAAGAAAAAUUAAUGGGAUAAAAAGUAUAAUAGGGAGGUGGAAAGUUUGACUAGUAGAAGCUUUGAUGUUCCACUUGAGAGUAAAUCUGUAAGGCUUGUCACCACAAUUCAGACAUUGAUUCUGUUUGCUUCAAAGCCAGACAGAACAUGGAGAAAAAAUGUAUAAAUAAAAAUAAAUUUUAUAUUUUAAAAACAGAAAUACAGCAAACCUCCCCACCUAAGAAAUGGUUUGAUCCUGCUCACCCUUCUCCUUUGAGCGCUCUCUGCUUUUCUGAAUGGCUGAUAUGCUGCAGUUAGUAGUUAGUUUCUGUUGAGAUUGUGAGGUUACCAAGAUUAUAUUUGUAAAAGUUACAUUAAUAAUAUCCCAAUAACACACCCAACACUAUAAUCCAAACUCUGUAUAUGAGAUAUGUCUGUAUAAUGUUUGUAGUUAAUCUUGUGUGUAUGGCAAGGGGGCCCUCAAGUAAAAAAGGCUGGGAACCAUAGACUCUUCAAACCUGGACCAAAUUAUUCUUCACUGAUAGCAGAUUCUCUGUACAAUGCACAAAAUAAGGAUAUUUAUCUUGCCUGGCUGGGCAGCUCUCUGGGUGCUCAGCCCCCCUAAACCUCUGAUGCUAGAAUCGCCACUGGUCUCUUAUUUUCUAUCAUGACUUAGGAUCAGAAUCAGAAGGUUCUGGUCCAAAUAGAUUGGAGAAUCCUCCCAGCUGGGAGUGAGUGAAAGAGACUGUGUCCAGGGUGACACACGGGUCUGCUGUGAUCCGAACUGCAUGCCUCACCUGGAGGUGUACCGGUCCUGUAUAGAGGGGAGUUUGCAGCCAAGGCCUUCUCAGCAAAGCCUAUAACACACUGCAGUCUCUUCACGUCCCUGAUGGUGCUCCAGCAUACCACACAGUGAUUGAAGAGGUGAUAAUGAACUUGAUGACUGUGGUGUAGAACUGCCUCAUCCACUGUACAGGUAGGUUGAAUUUCUUCCGCUGCCUCAGGAAAUUCAUCCUCUGCUGGGCCUUUUUCAUGAUGGAAGUGAUGGUGGGCUCCCAUUUGAGGUCCUGGGUGAUGGUGGUGCCCAGGAACUGACAUGAGUCCACCAUUGGGAUGGGAGUGUCAGACAGGAUUAUGAGCGGGAGUGGGGCUGUGUGCUUCCUAAAGUCUACAACAACCUCCGCUGUCUUCUGGGUAUUUAGCACCAGGUUGUUGUGGCUGCACCAAGACACCAGUCGUUCCACCUCCAUUCUGUAGGCAGACUCAUCCCCAUCAGAGAUGAGUCUGAUGACGGUGGUGUCAUCUGCAAACUUGAUAAGCUUGACAGACUCAUGGUUGGAGGUGCAGCCGUUGGUGUACGGGGAGAACAGCAGAGCACACAACCCUGAGAGGAAUCGGUGCUGAUGGUUCGCAGGCUUGAGACAUUUUUCCCCAGCCUCACUUGCUGCUUCCUGUCUGUCAGGAAGUCAGGAUGAUGAAUGAAAAUGCAUCAGACCCUCUUAGUCAGUGAGAGGAUUUUAUAUUUAUGCACUUCCCAGUCCCUACGAACCAAACCAUCCACAGGGUGUGUGCAUGCUUGUGGAUGAUGAUCAUCGUUGUCAUGGAAUUUCUUUUAGAAAGAUAAUAACGCAGUGAGAAAGCAGUCCAUGAUUCAAUCAAAAGGGUUUAAUUUCAAUAUUGUAUUCAAUUUCUCUAUUACACCAUCAACGUGUUAGAAAGACGAGGUGAUUGGACACAAGUGAUCCAGACAGUGAGCAUUUUCUACUAAGAUAAAUACUUUUGCUCUGUCGUUACCAUGCAAUCACAAUUAGUGGAUUUGCAUCCAAUCAAAACUGAUGAACUAUGUCAGUAACCUUUCCGCCUUGCCCAGUUUCCAGAUACAAUAUCAAACAGCAUGUCGACCUUUUGGCAGUGACAUACACGAAGUGGAAUGAGCGUAGUAGUGCUGCAUUUCCAUUACAGAGAGUCUUCUGUGUGAAUGGUUAGCAUCCUUGGCUGACAGUCCAGCUCUUCUUUCCUGAGGAUGGAAAUGAAGCCCGCGAGUGAUAGAACCUCCUGGCUGUUACUGGUAAUGGGCCAAAGGUUAGCGCAGGAAAACCGGCGUUUAAUUUCAGAUGGUGGUCUGAACUGAAUGUUGGUUCUAUGAAACUUGACACAGAGAGCAGAACGUGUGUGAAUGUAAGAUGAACGAUUAACAAACUCAAGCUGCUUUGGAUUCACAAAAUAACUCAAGACUUUAGGGUUUGAUGUAUUUGACAGCAUUUUCCAGGUAGUAGUGUGUUUGUGUGGGUGUGUGAUCAUACUUUGAUGUGAGAGAUAGCAAGGCUCCCCCAGGCGCAGCUCCUCUUGGCACUGCUUUCGUGAUCCAGUCAUGACAGGGAAACAUGACACUCGGGAGGAUACUCCACUGCCCGGCAGCUUGGGGAGAGUAACAAGGCUUCACAAACAUCCAGCCAGGGUCUCCAGAGAGAUAUUCUUUUUAAACACACUGAGCUUCACACACUCCUGCUCAUCAUGAAGCUUGCACACACAACUACACAAAACUAAACACCAAGAAAAAAAAAAGAUAUAGGUAUAUGCGCACCAGGAUUGUGUUAAUGGACACUCCCAUUGCUGAGCGGACAGUGAGAUGAUUGGCACACAGAAAACAUUACAGCAGCACCUUCAGGCAUAUGGCACGUAGACCCACUGAUGGGCACACACAUAUGGUGCGGGUGGCUUCUGCAGCUUCGCAUUGGGAGGAAAUCAGUGUGCUCGCCUUUGAUCAGACUCCAGCACACAAAGUACAAGCUAGAAAAAAAUAAAAAGCUGAUAAAUCUCUAUUUGGGUUGCACCGAUUUGACUCAUUAUUCAACAAUGAAUUUAAAAUAAAAGGCAGUGCAUUUUCCAGCUUUUCCUUUGUUUAUUUGAACACAAUUUCACAAACGCUACAUUAAUCCUCCUUUUCCUUCAUGCAUCGUGAUCAUCCCUUGGACAGUGAAAAGCAGAAUUAGGUGUUGUUUUUAGGACAUGAACAAUGACUUACUAGCACAGAUACAUUUAAACUGUAAAAUGAACAUAAUUCAAGGUAUAUACGCUGCUUGAUUGAACUUUACCUUCGUCACGUUACUUCUUGCAGUGAAGUGCGAUGGUACACAGAGCGCUGUGAAAAGGAAUACACUCACUAUGAUGGUGCAACACCACGCUAUUGCUGUUUCCAACAGACCGUGAAAUUGUUUAUUCUUCUGCUGACAUUUCUGUGUAAAACAGAGAAAAAGGAGUUUUCUCUCUGUCGUCAUGCAGUCACCUCAAUCUUGUUCAAGCCUCAUUGAUUAUCGGAAACUUCUAAUCAAAAGAUGACUGUACUCGCUGUUGCCUUGGUACUCCACUGAAAGGACAGCAACAGCCAGGAGAUAUUGUUAGGAAACAUAGUGAUGUUCUUGAUUCAAGAGACUUUUUUUUUCAACCAUAUACUUCAUUAUUUUUGUUGUUUUUUUCACAUAAAUGCUCGUCAGUGUACAAGUUCUUUUGAAUCGCCUUCUUUCUGCAGCAGUCAUGAAAAUGAGAAAACAAAGCAUUUGUGUUACUCACAAUGCAGCUUGAAUCCUAAUCUUUAAAAACACAUUAAGCACACCCGCCACACGGAUGUUGAUACAAAUUGCUUUUCUUCUAGAGGGUAGAAUCAUGGCUGGGUGUUAAUCUGACUGAUUAAACACAUUGCACCCUUUCACAGUGGGACCACAUCGACAGAAAACACAACGUGAAUUGACUUUUCAGCACCACCCAAAUAUUACCGUAAGUAAUGCUGCUCCGCACCUUUCCCUGGAAUCAGUCAGCCAUUUCAGACUCCAGGACCCCACCUCUGAGCCUGGGGCAGCUAGCCUGGCAAGCCAGACUAAAUAAAUGUAUUAUUUAGUCUGGCAACGCUCCAUUGACGGCUCUCGGUUGUGGGGCGGGUUCUACCGUUGUCUUUCAAAUGAUCUCCGCAUGCUACUGGACAAUGAAUGUGGCAUACUCUUGUUUCACUCUGUUGCAUCAUCCCACCCACCAGGCAUAUAGAGUGCCCUGAUUGGCCCACAAAGCGGAUAAAGCUCUGUGAUUUGUUCACUAAGCAGAUGGAGCACUAUGAUUGGCCCACCAUUAUGGACCAAUCACAGCUCUUUAUGUGUUUGAAACCCCUCUAGAGAGCUGUGAUUGGCUAGCCAGAGUCCUGGUAGGAGCUGCAGAGGUUCCAAUGGAGCGUGCCUAGACCAAACUUUGCAAAGCAAGAAUUUGGUCUAGUUCAGUAGGCUAUGGGGCAGCUUUAACUCCCUGUGUGUGUAUCUCUGAGUAUGUGUUAACAGCUUAUUCUCUUUCAUUUCAAAUGUCUUUCUGCCCCUCAGUGGGGAAACCUUGCAAGGACAUUCUGGUCUGGUCUUCAGGAAACAUUUUAGGUAGGUUAUGGGUAGCUAACUGGGUCAAAACAUUUGUCUAAAGGCCUAUUUUGUUAACACAGAUGGAAGGUAUUAGAUUGAUUUAGGUGAUGGAGUAGAAAAACAUGGAGAAUAGUUGACGGUAUUGUGUGUGUAGGAAAAAGAGAUGGAGCAUCACCUCCAGUUUUUGCUGUUUGACUGAUGAUUAAUAAAAACAGAUCUACGUGUUUUUCUACACUUAUAGAUUUUAGUCCACUCCUCACGUAGUUUACCUCUCCUUCAAGCAAACUUGAUUGUGGUUCCACUUCCAUUCCUGGAAAUAUUCCAUCUUUAUUUUUGCCCCACAUGGUUUAGAAAAAAAUUCCCACCAGUCUCUUAUUUCCUAUCAGUUAAAGCAUUUGCUUUUCAGCUAAAAGCAGGUGUAUUACUUAAAUCUUUUAUUUUAACUUGAACGUUUCUGUCUUCCUCAGCCUUAUUUCUUUUCUUCCUGCAGGCAUUUACACGUCAUUUAGUGCAGACAAUGAAAUAUCCACAAUUAUAGCAUAAGAAUGAGAAAAGAGUGGGUUUUGAUACAAUUAUAAAUAACUGUUAGGUGUCAUAUACCAGUAACAUUCUUUAAGGGGUGUAGUUCUCAUUUUUGUGCUGGUAAAUUUUUACUAGAUUAUUUUUCACAGAAAAUGUUAGUUUGUGUGCCAUUUACAGGCCCCUGACCACUAGAGGGCAGUGGAGUACAAAUAAUACAUUCAAAUGAGGACACAAGGCUUAACAUCCACCCCGUUAUUUAAAAAUAGUUUUCGUUGAUGAAAGCACUGCACGUGACUGUAGCUGCUAAAGAAUUGGGAUGUAUUAAUAGAACAAUUUUUGAAUAAGAAGUAAGCUCGUUUAAAGAAAGUAGAAUAAAAUCCAUUAAAUUUCUUUAAGAAGCAUCAAUCAUGAUAAAAGUUGCAAGCAGGGCCUUUCAGUGUUACCUCAUAAACCCAAAGUGACCCAAACAGUCCAAGCCCCCCGGAUGCAGCGCUCACUUUGUUUUUGUUGCUGCGUGGGGACGCGCUGUUGUGCACACAGAGGUCAGAAAGGUCAGUGAGACGGAUGCUGCUGUAUUUGGUCAUGUUGCACCCGUGGGAGCAGCAGGAGACUCGAGACGAUGCUGCAGAUGAUAACUGUGUCAAACAAAGUGGUUUCAGAGACGUCAUGAAGAGUUCAAACGUUGACACAUGAACAGUUGUGUAAUUACUAACAAAUAAAAGUUGCAGCUCACUUAUUUUUUAUAAGAUUAUUAUUAAAUUUAAAUAGCUACGCUGCUAAAAUGGCUUCAAUAGUUUUUGUUUGUACUUUUAAAAUUUCUGAAGAUAAAUUCUCCAAUUUCUGCAAAUAAUUUGGUUUCAUUAGAAAUCAAAGAAUCAUUAAUCUAAUAAUUAUGAUUAUUGGUUUUAUUUUGCAAUUAUGGCUUAAUUGCUUAGCUAUUACUUUUAUUGUGUUAAUACUUUUCUGAAUGAUCUUUUUUUUUACUCUCUGUGUAAUUUAAAGUACUGUUUUCUGUGUUUUGAUGUGAUUUAUUAUUCUAAUUCUAAUGGUGUUACUUUUGCCCUGGCUGUGACUGUGUUCAUGGCCUUCUGCCUAGAAAAUAGUGGAAAAUGUCCAAUAGUCAUCCGCUUCAGAGUUCACUGUCCACCAGCCAACUCCAUAGUAGUAGUUUUAUUCUCAUCACUUGCUAAACGAUGAUGUCUCAAACAUAGCACACCUUGGCGCUGGCUUUUACUCUGUGGGAGGGGCUUAUGGUCUAACAGAGAGAAUGUGAGCUUACAGAUAUUUAAUGUUUACAAUGAAACUGUCCCUAUUUCUCACAGCUGUUCAGAAUUUUUCUAAUUUAGCCUAAUUCCCCACAAUUCCUGCAUGUCUAUUUGUACUCAGAAAAAAAGAUUUUCCUCCCAUUUUGAUUUGUUUGUUUAGCAUAUUUGCCCUGCUUUCUCUUUGCAUCCUUUUCUCCCUCCCAUCUCAAUCGCUCUUCUUACCUCUCCACGCUCCUUAUCCAUCCAUCCUGUCUUCCCCAAAGCCAGCCUAUUGGCCAUCGCCUAGCAACCACAUGAUAAUUUGGCAUAAUGUGACUCCCCCUGAUGCAUGAUGGGGGCUGUAAGUCAACUUGAUUCCCCCUUCUUUUAUUUCUGCUGGUGGCUAGUGCGCUUGUUUGUAAAGAAUAGAAAAAUGAAUGAAUGAAUGAAUGAAUGAACAUAUGUGUGUAUGAAUGAAUGAAUGAAUGAAUGAAUGAAUGAAUGGAUGGAUGGAUGGAUGGAUGGAUGGAUGGAUGGAUGGAUGAAUGAAUGAAUGGAUGAAUGAAUGAAUGAAUGGAGAGAGGGAGAGAAAAGGGGAAUUUCACGCUCUUGCUGUUACACAACUGGUGUCCGGCAGCUAAACCUGUCAUCUCUCCCUGGAGGGUUGUUCCCCUCUUUCUGUUGCAGCGGCAUCUAAUCGUCUCCUUUCUUAUUCUCAGCUUCUCACCACAUGGCUCCAAUUUGGUCCAUAUGUAGAUUUAGAGCAUGAACAAAUAAAGAGCAGACAGGCACGUGAAGAGGUAGCUUCCCUCCAUCGAGAGGACCCAGUUGCUCUUGAAUGUGCUCCUGACACGUAGGAGCACAAAGAUGGCUGCUCCAUCUGUCUCCAUGCUGCUAUGUUUGACGUGAGCACAGCACAAGUGAAGGACGUCCAGAUUAUUUAAUAAUUUAAUUCUUUUUUCCAUCCUUUGCAUUUCCUUUCCCUUUACUUUGGUUGCAUCUACACAUUUUUUGUGUGUUUUGGAUCUGCUUUCUCCUUUCAUGUGUUCGUUUCCUUCUUUCUUCACAGCAUUGACACAAGUGAUUUAGUCAAUCUAAAUCUUCCCUGAUUGUGUUUGACCUCGUUAGGGUGUCAAUGAUCCCAGAUGGUUGACCAAACUCAGCAAGUUAUUAAAUUAUUCACCAAAUGAUCUCAGCAAGGAAUUUAUUAUGAGAAAACUGGUUUUGCUCAUUAUGAUUGGUUUUUGGUUUGGUUUAUUUAUUAUCAUUAAAUAUGAAGGGUCAUAAUUUGUUAUAGCUACACUGGUAGUGCUGGUUUCUGCACAUAUGUGGGAAUGCAUGCAGACAAAAGGAUGAUUUAUGUGUUUACACAUUUAGCCUCUUCCUUUGUUUUUCCACAUUCUUCCCAUUCCCAUCCUGUCACUGGGUCACCUCCAGUAGCAUCCUGGUAUUUUUAUGUGCUGUUUGCAGAAAGACAUGCUAAGCUAACGUUGAUUCUGUUGCUCCUCAACACCACAUUUUCCCCCUUUCCUGUAAGUGACCCCUUUGAUUCAUUCAUCCCCCGUCUCACAGUUUAUCUCCCUCCAAUUGUUUGUCUCCCUCACACAUAAAGGUGCCGGCAUUUUCACGGUGGAGCUCCAGGCAACGCUCAGCAACAGGGUCCAGCUUAACGGGAGAGAGAGAGGCAAUAAAAAUAAAUAAAUGAGAAAAGUCCAUUUAAAAGAGAGCGUAGUUACCGUGGUAACACCCUCCCUCCACCUCCCUUCUCAGUCCCUCCCUCUCCCUUUCUCCUCCCUCCACCUCUGUGGUGGUGAUGCUCGUGUCUCUUUUCUCUCUAUCCGGUUUGUCCUCACCUCUCCUGGACACGCUCCUCUCACACUGUCAGCGGAUGACACGCGGAGGAGAAAGAGAAGUAGGAGGUGGAGGAGGAGGAGGAAGAGAGGAAAAAGGAUACAAGGAGAACCUGCUGCCUCUUCUCUCCCAUCGCUCCAUCACUUUGAAAUAAAAAGAGAAAGAAAACAGACCAGAGCAGAGCAACAACCUCAAGAGAGGACACACAGGAUAUACAAAUACAGUUACAUAAAAGAACCCCUACUCUUCCCCAUUCUCCUUUUCAAGGAGGGCAUUUUUCUUCCCUUUCCCCCCCUUUCCUUUUCUGCCCCGAUUUUUUCCUCUGAGAUCCCGGUUUGGUCCCCAGCAGUGCCCCCGAACUUCCCUGGGAUUUCAGGUGAGGUACGCGUGUGUAGUGUGUGGUGCGUUUUCCUUUUUUCUGCCACCUAUCAUGGCGCACGCGGCCUCCCAAUUGAAGAAGAAUCGGGGGGAAGUGGAUGUGAAUGCAUUAGAGGACGAGAAGGAGAAGCGGAGGAAGAGCAGGCGAGCAUCGUCCCGGGAACAAAAGAGAAAGUCUGACAGUAACGCCAGUUACCUGCGAGCUGCCCGGGCAGGGAACCUUGAAAAAGUCCUUGACUACCUCAAGUCUGGAGUUGAGAUUAACAUUUGCAAUCAGAAUGGCUUGAACGCUCUUCAUCUGGCCUCCAAAGAGGGGCAUGCAGAGGUUGUUGCUGAGUUGCUGAAGCUUGGAGCCACAGUAGAUGCAGCAACAAAGAAAGGAAACACUGCUCUGCACAUAGCCUCGCUAGCCGGCCAGACGGAAGUCGUCAAAGAGCUGGUCACAAAUGGAGCAAAUGUCAACGCACAAUCCCAGAAUGGCUUCACUCCUCUCUACAUGGCCGCCCAGGAGAAUCACCUGGAGGUUGUUCGGUUCCUUCUGGAGAACAGCGCCAGCCAGAGUAUUGCCACAGAGGAUGGCUUCACGCCGCUGGCGGUGGCCCUCCAGCAGGGCCAUGACCAGGUGGUCUCCCUGCUACUGGAGAACGAUACAAAGGGCAAGGUGCGUCUGCCUGCCCUGCACAUCGCUGCACGCAAGGACGACACCAAGGCCGCGGCCCUGCUCCUGCAGAACGACCACAACGCUGACGUUGAGUCCAAGAUGAUGGUGAAUAGAACAACAGAGAGCGGUUUUACGCCCCUCCACAUCGCAGCUCAUUAUGGCAACAUUAACGUGGCCACGCUGUUGUUGAACAGAGGGGCGGCUGUGGACUUCAUGGCUCGGAAUGACAUCACGCCGCUUCAUGUGGCAGCAAAAAGGGGCAACAGCAACAUGGUCAAGUUGCUGCUGGACAGAGGAUCCAAGAUUGAUGCAAAAACCAAGGAUGGUCUGACGCCUCUUCACUGUGGAGCGAGAAGCGGACACGAACAGGUGGUAGACAUCCUGCUGGACCGAGGAGCUCCCAUCUUGUCCAAGACCAAGAACGGCCUGUCUCCGCUGCACAUGGCCACUCAGGGGGACCACUUGAAUUGCGUCCAGCUCCUGCUUCAGCACGACGUGCCAGUGGAUGACGUCACCAACGAUUAUCUGACGGCGUUGCAUGUUGCUGCACACUGCGGUCACUACAAGGUGGCCAAGCUCAUCGUGGACAAGAAAGCCAACCCAAAUGCAAAGGCUCUGAACGGUUUCACUCCACUUCACAUUGCUUGCAAGAAGAACAGAGUAAAAGUGAUGGAGCUUCUGCUGAAACAUGGAGCGUCUAUCCAGGCUGUCACUGAGUCUGGCCUGACGCCUAUCCAUGUGGCGGCUUUCAUGGGCCAUGAGAACAUUGUUCACGUACUCACACGACAUGGAGCAUCACCCAAUACCACCAAUGUUCGAGGAGAGACAGCUCUCCACAUGGCAGCCAGGGCAGGCCAGGCAGAUGUUGUUCGAUACCUGCUGAAGAAUGGUGCCAAGGUGGACACCAAGUCCAAGGAUGACCAAACAGCUUUGCACAUCUCUAGUCGGCUGGGAAAAGUUGACAUCGUCCAGCAGCUGCUGCUGUGUGGUUCCUCUGCCAAUGCUGCCACCACCUCAGGCUACACCCCCUUGCAUCUGGCUGCCAGAGAAGGACAUCAAGAUGUUGCUUCCAUGCUGCUGGAGAACGGAGCCUCACUUUCAUCCUCCACCAAGCAGAAAGGCUUCACUCCACUGCACGUGGCUGCAAAGUAUGGCAAGUUGGAGGUAGCCAGUUUGCUCCUGCAGAAGAAAGCUCCGCCCGACGCUGCUGGAAAAAGUGGGCUAACUCCACUGCAUGUAGCCGCCCACUACGAUAAUCAGAGAGUGGCGCUGCUGCUGCUGGAUCAGGGAGCUUCCCCUCACGCUGCCGCCAAGAACGGCUACACGCCUCUCCACAUAGCUGCCAAAAAGAACCAAAUGGACAUCGGGACCACACUGCUGGAGUACGGCGCCGACACCAAUGCAGUGACGCGGCAGGGCAUCAGUCCUAUUCACCUGGCAGCGCAGGAGGGCAGCGUGGACCUGGUGUCCCUGCUGCUCACCAAGAAUGCGAACGUCAAUGUGUGCAAUAAGAGCGGUCUCACGCCGCUGCACUUAGCAGCUCAGGAAGACAAGGUCAAUGUUGCAGAAGUUCUUCUCAACCACGGGGCCGACGUUAAUCCACAAACGAAGAUGGGUUACACUCCACUGCAUGUAGCGUGUCACUACGGCAAUGGGAAGAUGGCAAACUUUCUGCUGCAGAACCAUGCCAAAAUCGACGCCAAAACCAAGAAUGGGUACACUCCAUUACACCAGGCAGCUCAGCAGGGCCACACCCACAUCAUCAACCUGCUGCUUCAACACGGCGCCUCGACCAACGACCUCACCCUGAAUGGGAACACUGCCCUGUCCAUCGCACGCCGUCUGGGGUACAUAUCUGUUGUGGACACUCUGAGACCCACGACGGAUGAAAACCUUACUGCCAUGAGUACGUCAGAAAAACACAAAAUCAACGUCCCGGAGACCAUGAAUGAGUUCCUCGACUUGUCAGACGACGAAGGUGAAGAUGCGAUGACAGGAGACACUGACAAAUACCUGCGGCCUCAGGACUUCAAAGAGCUGGGGGACGACUCCCUCCCUCAGGAGGGCUACCAAGGUUUCAGCCUAGGGGUGCGCUCAGCCAGCCUCCGAUCAUUCAGUUCGGAUAGGUCCAACACGCUCAACCGGAGCUCCUUUGCAAGAGACAGCAUGAUGAUUGAGGAGAUCCUGGCUCCUACCAAAGACACGCUUCAGAGUGUCUGUAAAGACAUUUCCUACCUGGUUGACCCUCUCAAUAAGCACCUCGCUGUGACCAGAGACUACAGUUCGGAGUGUAUGCGGCGCUACAGCUGGACCCCGGACACCAUGGAUAACAGCCACACUGUGUCCAGCCCCAUCCACUCUGGCUUCUCCUCCCCGCUCCCUCAGUAUGACUCCAGGUUUUUGGUCAGCUUCAUGGUAGAUGCCCGCGGUGGUUCUAUGAGAGGCAGCCGCCACAACGGCAUGCGCAUCAUCAUUCCCCCCAGGAAGUGCACGGCGCCCACACGCAUCACCUGUCGCUUGGUUAAAAGGCACAAAGUGGCCUACCCCCCACCUAUGGUUGAGGGAGAGGGGCUGGUCAGCCGGCUGGUGGAGGUCGGACCUGCUGGUGCUCAGUUCCUUGGUCCUGUGAUUGUGGAGAUUCCUCAUUUUGGUUCAAUGAGAGGGAAAGAGAGGGAGCUGAUUGUGCUGAGGAGUGAUAAUGGUGACGUGUGGAAGGAGCACCAAUGUGAUACCAGACCAGAAGAUCCAACUGAACUGCUCGCUGGGAUGGAUGAAGAAAUGGAUAGUCCUGAGGAGUUGGAGAAGAAGCGCAUUUGCCGCAUCGUCACCAGAGAUUUCCCGCAGUACUUUGCUGUGGUGUCCAGGAUCAAGCAGGAAUCUAACCACAUUGGUCCUGAUGGAGGCAUCUUGACCUGCAACAAUGUGCCCAUGGUCCAGGCCUCCUUCCCACAGGGAGCGCUCACCAAGAGGAUCCGUGUUGGUCUGCAGGCCCAGCCUGUGCCAGACGACAUGGCGAGGGCAGUUCUGGGAAACAGAGCCACCUUCAGCCCCAUCGUCACCGUCGAGCCUAGGAGGAGAAAGUUCCACAAGCCGAUCACGAUGACGAUCCCUGUUCCGCCUAGAUCGGCAGAAGGACAUCCCAGCGGCCUGCGAGGCGAUGCAGCACCAUGCCUCCGUCUGCUCUGCAGUAUCACGGGAGGAACGUCCCCCGCACAGUGGGAGGACAUCACAGGAACCACGCCUCUGUCCUUUGUGACUGACUGCGUCUCCUUCACCACAAAUGUGUCGGCCAGGUUCUGGCUCGCAGACUGUCACCAGAUUCCUGAGACGGUGAGUUUAGCGUCUCAGUUAUACCGGGAGCUGAUCUGCGUGCCGUACCUGGCCAAGUUUGUGGUGUUCGCCAAGAUGAAUGACGUCAUCGAGGCUCGGCUGCGCUGCUUCUGCAUGACGGACGACAAGGUGGACAAGACUCUGGAGCAGCAGGAGAACUUUGAGGAAGUGGCUCGGAGCAAAGAUAUCGAGGUUCUUGAGGGCAAGCCUAUUUUUGUGGACUGCUAUGGCAACCUUUCCCCUCUCACCAAAACUGGACAGCAGUUGAUUUUUAAUUUCUACUCUUUCAAGGAAAACCGACUUCCUUUUGAUGUGAAGAUCAGAGAUAUGGGCCAGGAGCCAUGUGGCCGUCUCUCCUUCCUGAGAGAGCCUAAAACCUUUAAAGGCCUUCCACAGACUGCCGUAUGCAAUUUGAAUAUCACACUGCCAACCCACAAGAAGGAUAUGGAGUCUGAUCCUGAUGAUGAGACUGAAAAACCAGAACGACGUCAUACCUUUGCCUCCUUAGCUUUGCGUAAGCGAUACAGCUAUCUGACUGACCCAGCAGCAAAAACAACUGAUCGAAGCCUGCCGAGAACACAGCCUUCUAGCUACCCUUGCAAACCUGUCUUUUCAACAAGAUCUUAUCAGGCGUGGUCGCCUGUUCCUGUCGCCAUCACUGGCCAAGCCAAAUCUGGGUUUGGCUCCCUCUCCAGUUCGUCAUCCAACACGCCUUCUGCCUCUCCACUAAAAUCUGUCUGGUCCAUCAACUCUGCCUCCCCCAUCAAGACAAACAUCCCUGGAUCACCUGCUUCCUCUAUAAAGUCAGCUAGUGACACAGCCUCACCCAUCAGAUCUUACAGAACCAUUUCCUCUCCUAUUAAAACUGUAAUUAGUCAACCUCAGUACCCUGUUCAGGUCUCCCCUAGUCCCCUGGCUUCUCCUGGUAAAAGUGUCCCAGACCCUUUGUCUAUGAAAGGACUAGUGGCUUUGUCUGCUAGGACCUCACCCAUUACUGCCUCUGGAGGAGGAAGCUCUCAUCUUGAGAGAACAUCUAUGGGCCUAACCCCACCAAGCUCUCCCAAAUCUUCUCUUAGUAUGUUCAACUCUCCUCUUCCAUUUAAAACCAUAUUGGGAAGUUCUGCCGGUACAACAGCUUCGUCCUCACCCAUAAAGACAGUCCCUGGUCUUUCUGCUGUGCGUUCCUUUGCUUCAGAUGCUACUUGUCCUGUAAGAAAUUUGUUUUCGUCCCUUUCAUCCCCGCUAAAAUCCAACAAUCCCGCAAAUGCUGCAGCUCUUAUCAAUGGAACUGUGUCAACUUCACAGUACCGCUCUUCCUCUCCAACACCUCUUCUAACCAGCAGCCUGCAAGAGAGAAUACAAGCAACCACCAAUGCUGCUACAACAAGUGUUAAUGCAGCCUUUGACGAGGUUGAAAAAACAUUAAACUCUUGCUCUGCAGGUUAUGGCACUCUCAAGUCAAUGUCCUCUUCUGCAUCCUCAUCAUAUCAGUCCAUUAGGUCAUCAGCUUCUGGUUCCCUUUACACUUCCCUAAGAUCCCCUCCUAAUGCCACCACUGCUGUAACAUCAAGUACAAUGACUGUUCCUGUGUAUUCGCUUAUUAAUGUGCUGCCAGAGCCCCAGUUUAGAAAGCUACCUGAGGUGUCCAAAUCAUCUGCUGCUCUUCUUUCACCAAGAAAAAUGAUUCCAUCUGAUGUGAAUGCUCAGUCCUCAUUUGCUAGAACUCUGUCUCCUAUUAAAGCACCCCAUUUUUCUCCUGGCAUUAAAUCCAACACUGCAUCACCCCUGUCAUCCAGCCAAGAGAUUCUGAAGGAUGUUGCUGAAAUGAAAGAAGACUUAAUACGUAUGUCAGCCAUUUUACAAACAGAUCCAAAUUCUUCAGUCAACAAAGGAUUCCAGUCACAUUCUCCCAAAGAGGCUAAGCUAGAGGAUGAGGAACCAUAUCGGAUUGUGGAGAAAGUCAAACAAGACUUAGUGAAAGUAAGUGAAAUAUUGACAAAAGAUGCUGGAAAGGAUGGAAGGACUUCCCCAGCAAGAGGACUACUUGAUGACAUACACUUCUCAAAAGUACAAGUUGAACAACCACCAAGCAACUGGAGCUAUCCUCCAAGAUACGAAACUGUGGUUUCUGAAGCCAGAUCGAAAGCAAUACCUGACAGAGAUUUCAAUCUUUCCAAAGUGGUUGACUACUUAGCCAGUGAUGUGUGCAACAGUUCUUUUUCCAAAAUGCAUGAUAGCAAGUAUAAAAGUGAUGAGGGCAAAAAAGAGGGAGAGAGCAAGGAGAAACCGAAACGAGUCCUAAAACCAACUAUAGCAGUUCAGGAACACAAGCUCAAAAUGCCUCCAACAAGCAUGCGGCCUUCUCCUUCAGACAAAGAAAUCAGUAAAGUAGCAGAUGCACUUUUUGGAGGAGACACUGUUCCAGAAUCUCCAGAUGACAUUUCACACGAGCAGGAUAAAAGUCCACUCUCAGACAGUGGGUUUGAAACGAGGAGCGAGAGGACACCUUCUGCCCCUCAAAGUGCUGAAGGAUUGGGUCCCAAUGGCCUUUUUCAGGAUAUUCCAGUUCCACCAGUAAUCACUGAGACUAGAACUGAAGUAGUACAUGUCAUCAGGAGCUAUGAGCCAGAUGAUGACAAACAGCCUGCAAUGGAAGAUGCAAAUUCUGUCAGAAAUGUUGAUAAAGGACACCAGUCUCAAUCUCCAUCAACCCCGGAGCAGAAUAAAUGCUAUUCAGUAAAGGCUAGCCUUGAUGAAGAUCCAAUGGGAAAAGGGAUGAGGGUAAAGGAGGAAACUCACAUCACUACCACCACAAGAAUGGUGUACCACAAACCCACUGGCAAAGAAACACCAUCGGAGAGGUGCGAGGCAACAAUGUCAGUGCAGGACAUAAUGGAGGCUUUCCAAUCUGGAAAGGACCCAUCCAGAGAGCUGGCUGGACUGUUUGAACACAAGUCUAGUAAUGAGGAGGCAUCACAAAGGGUCCUCGAGGACAUCAACUCCAAACCUAAGGUUGAAAGAAUAAUUGAGGUUCACAUUGAAAAGGGCAACAAAGCAGAACCAACGGAAGUAAUUAUCAGAGAAACAAAAAACCAUGCAGAGAAAGAAAUGUAUUACUACCCAAUGAGUAGAAAUGAAGAUGAAGAGCCAGAGGAAUCCCUUCCAGUGUACAUUGAGUCCCCCAGAGUAAACACACCCAUGUCCCAGGAAGAAGACAGUCGUCCUAGUUCAGCUCAGCUUGUGGCAGAUGACUCAUAUAAAACAUUAAAGCUACUUAGCCAACAGUCUGUAGAGUAUCAUGAUGAUGGAUCAUCAGAGCUUAGGGGUGAAUCUUACAAUUUUGCUGAAAAAAUGCUACUUUCCAAAAAAUUGGAUCAGUCUCAUUCAGACACAGAGGAAUAUUUGAGAGAUAGGUCUCAGAUGCACUCACCAGACAGAGGAAGUCAAAGUAAGGGUAGGUCACUUGGGCCCAGAACAGAGUAUGUAUUUAGGUCAUCAAGAAAUGUUUUUGACAAAUCUGGACGGAUGGCCAAUGUUGAUGACAACUUUGACAAACUGACUCUUCUGCAGUAUUCCUCUGAGCCUGGCAGCCCAAAGCAGUCUGUUUGGAUGCGUGUGUCAGACGACACACAGGUUAAGGACAGAGAUCAAGUUGUGUAUGAGGACAGAGUGGAUAGGACUGUUAAAGAGGCAGAGGAGAAACUCAGUGAAGUAUCUCAGUUUUUUCGAGAUAGAACAGAACAGCUCAAUGAUGAGCUGUCUUCGCCAGAGAAGAAAUCUCGCAGACCAGACUUUAGAGAAUCACGAUCAGGGCCCAGUUCAACUCAGAGUAGCCCAGAGAGAUCCUACAGAAGUGGGGGUAGUGGGGAGGACUGGAACAGAGAAAGGCUUCGGGAUAGGUUUGGCUCCAGUGACAGAAAAUGUGCCAGUUUACCUAGUAGUCCAGAAAGGAGAGUAUUAUUGCAGUUCACUGAUGCAGACUCAAGACAACAAGGAAGUGGUAAAUCACAGGGAGGUGCAGGUGAUAACCCUAAACCUCUUCAAAUGUCUUCUUCUAAAGUUAGUGCAGUAAGGCAAAAGUUCGAGCAAGAGGCUCAAAGGCAAGAUCAAGGUUCUCAAGGUGGCCAAAAUUCUAACCCUCCAAUCAGAAAACUUCAAGAAACUAAACUGCCUGUUUAUCAGGUGUUUACCAGUUCUAGUAUACCAAAAACACCAGAUAGUCCAGGAAACCAAAGGAAAUGCUUAGAGAUUGAAUCUAAUAAGUUUUCACCCAAGCAUGAGGUUGGUGGAAAAGAUCAGGAAGAAAACAAGAUGUGCAAAACCUGGGAGAACCAAGGGUAUAGAUCCUGUAAACUUCCCAAAAAACUGAAUUCUUCAGCCAAUGAUACUACAAAAGAUUGUGAUAGUAACAAUAUCCAAAGACAAGAAACAACAAAAAAAAUAAUCUAUACAGAAAUUGUUGUCAGGGAAAGUCCAAAUAGUGACAAUAGUCUAAAAAAAAACUCGGAAUCGCAAAUUCCUGUAAGAAAAUCAUCUAAUUUCACUGAAAAUCACAAAACAACCACUUUAAAAUUAGAUGGUCCACAAGAAAAAUCUGGGUCUCAUACACCUACUUUAGAUAAAAAUCGGUUGCACAGCAGUUCUGAAUCCAGUAAGUCCAUUUGUGGAUCAUCAUUAGGACAAUCCACUAUUCCCUCAGAGACUAAUCAGACUACUGUGUUGUGUAACGGUGUUGAUGAUGACCAAGUAGAGUAUUUGGAUCAAGUAACUCCUGUAGUUAUCACUGAGGGUUUCAAAGAUAUUAAACCCUUACCUGUGUAUGUCAGCAUCCAGGUAGGAAAGCAGUAUGAGAAGGAAACAACCUCAGGGCAGCUGGGAACAUACAAGAAGAUAGUGAGUCAUGAGAGCAGAACAGUGCAUGAAACUAGAGGUGCAUUUUGCUCUGUCAAACAGAAGCAAUCCCCUUCUCAUGGAGGUCCAGAAGAUGACACUCUAGAACAAGUGACUUUCAUGGAUAGCUCUGGGAAAAGCCCUGUCACUCCCGAGACCCCCAGCUCAGAGGAAGUGAGCCUGACACCCAGAACUACAGACACUGUGAUAGGAUUCAUGACUGGCAUGCCAAGCCCGAUCCUAGAGGAGUCUGAAGAGGAAGAAGGGAAGACAUUUAUCUACAAAGAGCCCUCAAUGGAUAAAUCCAAGUCAACUCCUCCAGAGACUCGCAGUAAAAAGCAAGAUGGCGAAAGGGGAAAGCCGAAAGACAAAAGAGUUGCUUAUAUAGAGUUUCCACCUCCUCCACCUGUAGAAGCAGAGCAGGCCAGUGCUGAGAAAAGAGUGUCACGCACUUCUUCUAAAACAGAGACUGAAAUGAUGGAGGUAAACCUUCAAGAGGAACAUGACAGGCACUUCUUAGCGGAGCCUAUCAUCCGAGUUCAGCCGCCAUCCCCUAUUCCUCCAGGAGCUGAUAAUAGUGACUCCAGCGAUGAUGAGUCUGUCUUCCAUCCUAUCCCUGUCAAAAGAUACACCUUCAAAAUGAAGGAAGAUGGAGAGAAGCGUCCAAAACAUAAAAGGUCAGAGAAAAAUGGAAAUGCUAAGGAAUCUGGGGUUAAUGGUGUUGUAAAAGGAGAGGAUGCUGACUUUGACCAAAAUGGUAAUGACCAGUCAAUCACUGACUGCUCCAUAGCAACAACAGCUGAGUUCUCCCAUGACACAGAUGCCACUGAAAUUGACUCUUUAGAUGGGUAUGACCUUCAAGAUGAAGACGAUGGACUGAGCGAGGAUCCUAAAACAUCUAGUUUAUCUAAUGAUGGAAAACCAACUGACCGCUCAUUUAGUCAGUCUAAGCUUGAAGUAAUAGAAGAAGAGAAAUGUGAGGAAGGAGGAGAUAAUGGAAAGACUAAAGGCAGCACAGCUGCAGCAAAAGGUAGUGGAGAUGACAAAGACUAUACCCUCGAAGGAAGACAUCCUGAUAGGCAGGGCUUUGGAGAAAACUAUUUUGGAUACCAAAUUCAAGAGGAGCUGAAUACAACUUUUAAAACUGUUGCGACGAAAGGUCUAGACUUUGACCCUUGGUCCACAAAAGGGGUGGAUAAUGAAGGAGUUUUUGAGUCCAAAGCAAAAGAGGAGGACCCGAAGCCCUUCAGUUUAUCAGUGGAUGACAAAUCACAAGCUACAACACCUGACACAACCCCUGCUCGAACACCAACUGAUGAGAGCACACCGACUAGUGAGCCUAACCCCUUCCCUUUCCACGAAGGGAAGAUGUUUGAGAUGACCCGCAGUGGUGCUAUUGACAUGAGCAAGAGGGACUUUGUUGAAGAGAGGCUUCAAUUUUUCCAGAUUGGUGAGCAUUCCUCUGACCCUAAAACAGGAGAAAAGGGAAGAGGGGGAAAGAUCCUGGGGGUACUUUCCUCUCAGACAAUAACAGGGGAGAGAACCCCAGUAGAUGGGCAAGGGAAGGUUCUAGCUACUAGUGAUACUACCUUAGACAGCAGCACUACAUCAACAACACCAGCAGCAACUACAGCAAAAUGCAGCCCUGCACAGCCUGGCAGUGAAACUGGCUAUGCUGGUACUGAUAACCCUGCCUGUGAAGCCAUAGCUGAGACUGCCUCAUCAUGUACAAUCACAGCCUCUAAGGUUGAUUCCAAAUUACGAACUCCUAUUAAGAUGGGCAUUGCAGCCUCUAUUACUGUGAAAAAAGACUCAGGGGAUCUCACCGAUUGUAAAGCUGAAAUAUCAGAGGGUCAGAUGGUGCCAGAAUACAUAAGUAUAGAGGGCCAAUGUACAGAGAAACACCCAAACAGACAUGCUGAGCCCAGACAAGAAAAGAGAGACUACCCUUCUGAAAACAGCAACAACAACAAUAACCUUGAGUCCUCCAGUGUUCAGGCCAACUUUAUUCAGUGUGGUAGUGUGGUAUUUAAUUUGCAGUCCUCCUCUGAACCCAUCCUUCAGAAAGCUAGCAGGAUAGAAACAUUGUGCUGUAGGGAGAAAGAAGAGAGAGUGGAAGUUCACAACAGCAGUCAGGUGCAGAAAAAUGAAACAUUUAAGGAAAGUGAGGUGAAGCAGCCCAAGUCCAGGCUUCCAAUAAAAGCAUCAGGGUGGUCAUUCCAUACACAAGGAACAGCCAUCGGCAAACAGAAGCCCAAAGAAGCAGUAACAGUUGAGGUCAGGAAGAGAGGAGAACCAGCCAUAGCUAAAGUAGAGCCUCGAUCAAGGAUACCAGUCAAAGAUGUUAAAAAGAGUAGUCCUGCUGCCACAGCUAGCUCACCUGUUUCAGAGCGAAUUAGCUCACAGCCAGUUAAAAAGCUCAACACCCAGAGAGCAGCUAUCCAGUUGCCUACGAGGUUACCUCUUAAGGAUAGGCACCAGUCCAGCAGCAUCACAAGUGAGGGAGCAUCCAGACAGAUCAGGCAGGAUAAUGCUAGUGAGCUUUGUAAGCGCACCAUCGAAUACUUUAAGGACAUUAGCGGGGAGACGCUAAAGUUGGUGGACCGCCUGUCAGACGAGGAGAAAAAGACGCAGACAGAGCAGUCGGAGGAAGACAGCACCUCCCGAAGCACCUCUCUGUCGGACGCCUCCCAGCCUUCCCAGCCCUCCCAGCCCUCCCGCUCAUCCAGGUCUGGUAGAGGUUUGAGGGCUGAGGCCGGGGCCGCGUCCGUAAGGGCAAAGGUGGCGACGACGGACAGGGCUUCCGGCAGUGAGAGGAUCAGGAGGAGUAGGCGGACUGGUGGGAAGGAGGGCAGUCAGGGACUCACAGGGUCUCGAACACCUCCCAUCGCGGAGAUCAAGCCUAGCCCCCAAAGUCCUUGUGAACGAACAGACUUGCGCAUGGCCAUUGUUGCAGAUCACUUGGGACUCAGUUGGACAGAGCUGGCUCGAGAGAUGAAUUUCACUGUGGAUGAGAUCAACCACAUUAGACUCGAGAACCCAAACUCCCUGACAGCUCAGAGCUUCAUGCUUCUUAAGAAAUGGGUUGGUCGGGAAGGGAAAAAUGCCACAACGGAUGCCUUAUCUACAGUGCUGACCAAAGUCAAUCGGAUGGAUAUUGUGACUUUAUUGGAGGGUCCAAUAUUUGACUAUGGUAACAUUUCAGGCACGAGAUGUUUUGCCGAUGAUAACGCUGUUUUCCGGGAUCAGGCUGAUGAUUAUCACAGCAUUCUAGCGGAACUGCAGUCCCCUGCCGCUCUUCAGUCCAACCCCUACUUCCUGGAGCCUGAACUCCCUGUCACCCCCAACCCUUCCCUUGCUCACCAUCAACAGCACCAUUACCCAGAACCAGACACCUCCCACCACACGGGCACCCAGCCUCAGCCCCCACCUUGGAGUCCAGAGGUAGACCUUUGUAGCAAAGAACCCGACAGUCCCCCAAAGAGUCCCCCCAGACCCUGUGAGCUUGCCCUGUGUCUCCCUGCCUUUGAUCUUCCUGACCCCGAUCCUUCUAAGGUCAGAAAGCCCCACAUUGCGCUGAACGACCAGCUGCUUUUGAGUGAAGAGGAGGACAAAUCGUUUCACGAGGUCACCUUCAAGCCCAGAUCGCCGACCUUCCCAGUGAUGUGUGAAUUUGAAGUUGACAUGGCGUUCUCUACAUCUUCCCCUUCAUUGUCCUCAGUUUCAUCAGUAACUCCAUCGUCCCCUGACAGAGUACGAUUAGGAGAUGGAGAACGGGCGGUAGCCACAAAUCAGUCACGAGAGGAUGCAGGUUUGAAAGCGGUGGAAAUGGAAGUGAGAGAAGACAUGGAGAAGGUUGUUGAGAGGGUCACAGCACAGUUAGCUGAGGAAAACAGAUUAGUGGAAAAGUUGUUAGAAAGGGAAUUGAUUAAAAAAGUGGAAAGAAAGUGUGAGAUGGUUACCAAAGACAGGUCCUCGAUGGCUGAUGGAAAUAUCCUUUUGGUGGAACAGAAGUGGUCCGUUGACCAGGAAACAGAUGAAACAAAUGAGCAGCAUGACCUCAUUCAAGAUGGGCGACAGGGGGAAGGUUUUGAGAUGGAGAGGAUUGGAGAUGGAGAGAAUGUCUCAAAAGAAAACUGUCUAACUGAAGCAGAGCAUGAGGUGGAAAAAGGUGCAGUAGAGGCAGAGUCCAUCAAAAAAGGUAUUGAUCCAGCAUCUGAGAUUCAAAAAGUUGAUGAGGACUGUGAGGACAUAAUCCUAGAGAAGGACAGAGCAAAUGACACACAUGGAGAUGAUAAUCUGGCACCAGAGGACCAGACUGUGUCUGACCUCUCCCCUCAGGCCUGGGCUGAAGCACUUCAACAAAGGCAACCCAGUGAGUCUGGAUCCACUGAGGAGGAAGUGGAGGAGAGAAGCAGCAAAAUUCAAGAAGAGACAUUUGGAUCUUUGUUAGAGGAGACUAAAGAAGAAGGCUCAGAGGAGGAGGAGGAGAUUACUAAAGCCAGGGAUCAUGGAGAGCCUGAUCGUGUAGACAAAAACAUGCGUUCACUUUCAGGUUGGCACAGCGAUUCGUCCAGUGUCAAUGUGGAACCUCCAACGCCAGGCCGCAGCGUCAGCUCCGACCUGCUCGACAAACAGGAAAGCCAGGAAAACUCCAGUGACUCCAUCACUUCCUCGUCUCGGGGUGAAUCAGGGAGGUCUCGACAGAAUGGCAAUAAUUCAAAGCACUCACCUCAGGACGUCUCAUCAGAAUCAUCGACUAGCAGGAAGGAUGGAACUCUGGUGUCAGAGAAAAGAGUUCAGCGAGUUAGUGUAGAGUGUGGUUCAGAGGAGGAAGAGACUGUAACCACCAGAAUCUUCAGACGUCGUCUCAUUUUAAAGGGGGAAGAAGCAAAAAAUGUCCCAGGCGAGUCUAUGACAGAGGAACACUACAUGGACCAAGAUGGGAACCUCGUCAGUAGAAAAGUGAUCAGAAAGGUCAUUCGGCGGGUGUCAACUCCCACACCAGAAAACCAAGGCGAUGACAGGUGGCGCCGUGACCUUCAGCACUGCCCCCUUCUGCAGGAAUAUGAGUCAGAGCAGGCAGAAGGAGCAAGGAAAACCAGGCGGAAAGAUGACAGAAAAUCAGGGGAUAAGAAGCACCACUAAAUACGGAUGGGUUGGGUUUGUUGUAGCAGGAACCAAGUGAAACGUUUCCUGGAAACAAGUGUUCAGACCGACUGCAGAGCUCCAGGGUGAGAACAGAAGGCAGCAGUCCAGUCUGCAAAUUUCUGCUUCAAGCAAUUUUUUUUUAGAAGUGAGAGGAGUCAACCCUUCUGAUUUACGCAUGAGCAUGAGAAACUCACUCCUGAUUCAUUAAAGGUCAGAGAAGGCUCCUAACUCUUUGGCCAUGGUGGACCAGUGGACAGUAAUUCUGGUUCCUGUUGUUUGUUUGUUUUUUUGUGUGAAACAAUACGUGCCAUGGGUCCACUGAUGGUGCAAGAGCCUUCAGAGGAGCACCGUUCGUUGUAGAAAAAAAGACAACAAAAACUCCACACAGGCACGACUGUGACCAAAGAUGGCACAAGAGCUCAAUGCACAUGAAAGGGUUAAAAGAAGGAAGCAGAAACAACACACACAACAAAAAUCAAGUGGAUCACUUCUGACCCAACUUCAACACUCGCCUUAUAGUUUUUUCUCAGACCCCGUUAUUGUCCGGAUGUAAAUUGUUUGGGGAAUUUUUUUCCUUUCUUUUUAAAACUAACAAAAGCUUUUUUCUCUGUAUACAAAAGGGCCGUGUGUAUAAAUCUUUUAAAAAAUGGGGUGGGGAAGUUAGGGAUGAGAAUGCACUGAAUGACCUUUUCAAGUGCUUUCUUAAUCUACCAAUACAGUUUGACUUUUAAAAGAUUUGAGUGUAACUUCACAACUUCUUGUACAAUUAAUUAUUAGACCAGGUAAAAUGUUUGUACGUGGAAAAAAUAACGGUUGAUUUUAGCAGAAAAAAUUUCCAGAAAAAUUGUGGGAACUGAAAUAAUCCUGCAAAAAAAAAAAAAAAAGAACAAAUGCAGCCCUUCAGAGGUACUCAUAUUUUCAUGCAUGCUGGUCACAUUAUUUUAGGUACAAUUUUUACAAGUUUGCAAACACUGUAUUCAAGUGACAAAUAAACCCCUUUAUCUCUGUACACAACUAUCCCGAACGUUUGUCACCAAUUUUGUAUUUUAAACCGAUAAAAGAUGCCAUUAUUUCAUUUUUAUGCCAGGUUUGGGAUGAAUAAAAAGUUCUAUAGCUUCUUGAGAUGUAAUGUCUUGUCUGUCUGUGUUAAAACUGGAGGGCAGCUUCUGCUGAGGACGAAUGAUGUGAAUGUAAGUGCUUGCAAGCUGGCUCUCUGUGAAACUACUUGUACUGUGUGUAUUGGCUGUAAGGUGUAGAAGUCUCUGUACACUGUAAUCAUUUUAGCGUCAAUUUAGGUUUUUACUUCACAGCUGCUGUGGUGUUCAUGGAAAAUUGGGGCAUUUUACUUUAUUUAUUUAUUUUGAUUUUUGUGUGAAAUACUUCAUGAAUUAAAAACCUACUCAUAUUAAGGUCACAUAAAGACAUUGUUUGAUUGUAGCUCUAAAUAGCAUAAUGUAUGACAUGACACUGGAUGGAGGAAGAGAAUAAUUUAAGCAUUAAAUAAAUUGUUUAACUCUGAAACGGUGUGAUCUUUUGAGGGUCUGUAUAUGCAGUGUCAAAUAGAAUUAUUCUCACAGAAAACAUUUAAACUUUACAUUAGGACUGAUCUUUGUAUUGGUUUUCAUUAGAGACCCAUGUAGUUCAUGUAUGGUGUUUUACUGAUGCAAUGGCUCAGUACGCUGGUAUCUGCUGUGGACACAAACUAUGUAAUCUAUUUUUUUUUCUCUUGGGGUGGGUGAGGGGGUUUAACAGAAAGUCAGGUAGGGUGCAGAAUCAUAUCCCCUUCUAUGUCAAUCGGGGGUAGAGGAUUUUUUUUAUAUGGUUGAAAACUCAAUUUUUUUGUCAAUUUAGUUUCUGUGUUUUCACCUGAGCAGAUUUUUUGAUGUACAAUUCUUACUAACAGAGUGAAGCCAUUGAAAUGUACCUAUUCUAGCACUUUGGUUAUUCAAGGUCUUUUAGAGGCUUUAGCAGCAAUGAUGCCACAACAGAUGUUUCAGAUGUCUUUAAACAAAUAAACAUAAAAAUGAAAAAAAAAAUGCAAUAAAAUACAAAUGCAAUGACUUCGCA
Molecule: messenger RNA, 26134 nt
Organism: Nothobranchius furzeri (turquoise killifish)
Lineage: Eukaryota; Metazoa; Chordata; Actinopteri; Cyprinodontiformes; Nothobranchiidae
Source: RefSeq, a predicted model, not a curated record